GGUAGUUCGGCAAAGAUCCGUUAGAGGGCGCCACUUGGUAGUUCGGCAAAGAUCCGUUAGAUGGCGCCACUUGGUAGUUCGGCAAAGAUCCGUUAGAUGGCGCCACUUGGUAGUUCGGCAAAGAUCCGCCAGAGGGCGCCACUUGGUAGUUCGGCAAAGAUCCGUUAGAUGGCGCCACUUGGUAGUUGUUCAUUGAUCCCCGUCAGAUGGCGUUACUUUGUACGUGUAAGUUAGUUAGUUAUCGAUGAAUUUAAAAAGUUCGGCAAAGAUCCGUUAGAUGGCGUCACUUGUUCCUUCCGCAAUGAUCCGUCUUUGUAAGUAAGUUAGCUAUGGAUCUGUUUAAAAAAUAUAUAGAGGGCGCCACUUGCCCCCUUCCCGCCGCCUCCCCGCCCUCCCCCGCCCCCUCCCCGCCGCUGCCCCUGGCCCUGCGCCCCUUGGUAGUUGUGCAUAUAUCCUCGCCAGUUGGCGCUACUUUCUAUGUUUAAGGUAUUUAUCUCCCGAGGGAAAACUUCGCUAAAAUAGAUGGCACCACUUUGUACGUGUACGACAAACAAAAAGUGACGAGGUGGCCUCCAGUGGCGAAGGUCGGAUUCGAACCAGCGUCUUUAGCUAACCGGGGCGUCUUUAGCCAGUUAACGUCAUGAACCCCUAGGCCACCCCGUCACGGUGAAACUGGUCCUAAUUUCUCGACUAUAUAUGCAAUCGUAAUGAGACUAGGCGUUAUGUGAAAUUCGCAUGUAUCGAUGCCAAUUUCCUAUAGCUCGUUGAGCAAUAAUGUAAAUGACUACAUUUGACCUCGCUCGACAAAGAUGAUUCAGUUUGCACCGAAAGUUGAGGUAAGUACAUAUAUUUAUAUUUUAAUUAUUACAAAAUAAUGUAGUUUCGUUUCCUGUACGAUAACUUAACAAACAAAUCUUUUCCUCUUUUCAUAUAGUUCAUGAGAACCGUUUCACACGUUUCUUUACCACAUGCGCCCCGCCCGUCUACACCCCACCCCUCCACUGAAUUUUUCUGCUAUAAAAGAGCAUGUUGAACCAUAUUCCCACUACAGUGUCACAACGAAUAUUGCGUUGAAAUCAUGGAUCCGCAAGCUUCAUCACAUACCAAAUCCGACAACAAUACCAUCACCACUUGGUGCUGCCAGUGCUGGUUGUCCACCACCACAAGCGGCGGCGGCGGCGGCUGUGACGGUGGCUGUAGCAGCUCCACUUCGCAAUCGUCACCCGGACCACAACCGAUGGCAACAGCAAAGGCACUGUUAAAACAAGACGAUGGGGACAAGGGAAAAACAAACUGCCUAGAGAGCGCUUCUGAGAGCGAUACGAGCGAUGAAAUGAAAUCUUUUUAUCAAGGAUGUAAAAGCAAGUGGAUAAAAGCGUUCCAGAACAAUACUCUGAUUAAUAGAUGGCGCCUCCCCAUGCCAUUUCACACAUUUAGAGCGGAAGUAGCGAGAUUGUUAAAACGAUUGUAUAUCGAAGGUCACCAUGACGAUUGUCAUAUUUACCCGUUAAUUGUAAUGUGGGACGAUUUAAACGAUGACGUAGAAGAGAUAGUGGGAGAUGCUCAAAUCAACUAUCAAGACUGGAUUGCGUUAUUAGGUGGCGUUACAGCGGAACUAUUUUCACGCGUGGUGUUCAAUACUAAAUCUUUUAAUUAUUUAAUCAAUGUAAUAUUUUGUGUGCUAGGUCCAAACAUAAUAGCUUCCGGUGAUUAUGAAUGUGAACCUAAAUGUAAGAAUGCUCGUACAUAUUAAGGUGAUGAUGCAUUUAUUCCUUGUCAUUGUUUAAUUUUAAAUUGUUAGCUCGCUGCGAAUGUAAAUGUUUUAAUGUACACGUAUUAAUAAUAAAUUCAUAUUACUGAAUA
Cydia pomonella (codling moth) is the source of this 1863-nucleotide messenger RNA. RefSeq lists its product as uncharacterized. The coding region runs from base 1079 to 1753 and encodes 224 amino acids. Lineage: Eukaryota; Metazoa; Arthropoda; Insecta; Lepidoptera; Tortricidae. The transcript is spliced from 2 exons. The record is from RefSeq and is a predicted model, not a curated record.